AUGGACUUCUACAUCAAUUUGAAGGUGAAUUUCAGGGGGAAUGCGAAACAUUUUCUCCUGUCAGGCUCCGAGACUAAGAGUUGGGAGUCAAUGGAGGCCAUGGUAAGCAAGGAUAACGACGGUGGUGUUUUCAUAGCAGCAUUCACCUUGGCAUACCUUUACCGUAGCCUGUUACUGAAAGCUAUCAACGAUCGAUCGCCGACCGCUUAUUUGCUAAAUGUUGUAUACCUCCUAUACAUUAUUGAUACCCUGUAGUUGAAAACAUUGUUUAUUAUUAACAUUGCUCUAGCUAUGACAAUCCAGUAUUGUAAAAUUAGGGCCUAACGUUAGCUAGUUACAGUAGCUAGCUAAACGUAAACGAACAGAAGAGCAGUAUUAUAACAACGUCCCAGUCGCAACAACAUCCUAUCGAGCAAUGUUAAAAUAAGAGGCGCUGCUAUUAAUAAAAGUGGAUAUAUUACAUUAGGCCUACAUUUUGCUGAAAUAAAUUAGAAAAUAAUGUAUUGCCUGCCCUGUAGAGGACAUCCACGUAGAUGAGUAUACAUGCGUCGUAACCAUGUCAAUGGUAACAACAACAGUAAAGAAGACCAGUGACAUUCUUGAUAUGAGCACUUGAAGCCGUGGUUGUCAAAAUACACUACAAAUAUAACCUUUCGUCUCAUUUAGCCCCAUUAUCAUCUAUUGUUGAAAUUAUUCAGUUGCAUAAUUUUGGGAUUAAGUCAUAUUUACCCCAGUGACACUUUAUUGACAACAGUCAGGCUAUUGCGAUGGAGGGCUACAGUUAAUGUUGCUGGUUCUUUGCGGUUCUCAUUUCCUUUUCAUAAAUGUAAUAUCAGAACAGAUUACUAGCCUAUAUGAUAGCUUGGUUCAUGUUAGUACUGUACUCUUUUUGAAGUCAGUAUGUGGAGCUUAUUGAUUCAAGGGUAUGAGUCUGGCUAAUGACACUUGAGGCUUCCGUCUCUCACUCCAGGGUUUAACAGCCCUGCCCUAUGAUGCCCAAAUAAACAUUUGAGCCAAGCUGCCUCAUCUGACAAUGUCCCCUUAUGCCAAGAUGUGUCAAUUUACAAAGCAAGCCAUUAAAAUAUAGUGCAAUGGGCUGCAUUCUCUCUCUCUUCACCCAGUAAAAUGGGAAAUCUUAAUUUCAGGGAGUGCUAGACUGAGUGGAUGAUGCCAGUUGUUGUUGGUUGUUUUUUCCUAUAUGGAGAGCUUAUGAGACUGUUUCCCUCUGAAUCUCCUGGCAGCACUAUGCUCAGACUCCAUCGUCACUCCACUGUCCAGUCACCAAGUCAUGGAGUUCAUCCUCAUUGAAAUUGCCAUUGUGUCUCCAUGUUGCCAUGGCAUUGCAUUCAAGGAAAAUUGAUACAUUUUCCUUUCAGGCAUCAUGCUACAUCAUAGCCCUGAUUGUUCAUUCAAUUAGCAAAUAUGGGAUACUACGGCAUAGCCUAAAUAUAACCUUGAUAACAUUAUUGAUUUUAUUGGCUUUCCUUGAAAGGAUCACUUUUAUUUACAUUUUGGUCAUUUAGCAGACGCUCUUAUCCAGAGCGACUUACAGUUAGUGAGUGCAUACAUUUUUAUUUUUCAUACUGGCCCCCGUGGGAAUCGAACCCACAUCCCUGGCGUUGCAAACGCCAUGCUCUACCAACUGAGCUACACGGGCCCUAUGUCAUUUGGAGGCACCUGUCCUUUAUGUGUCUGAGAAACAGCUUGCUAAAUCAUGUAAUACGCUGGUGGUUUAUAGAUUGUGUCUUUUGUCUACAGGUGAAAAGGUCCUUUGGCCUGUGUAAUCUACAAGUGACUUAUUUUGAUGAGGAGAAUGAGGAGGUGAGUGAGAGCAAAGAGUUACGGCAAUGUUAAUACAAUGCUAUUACAAUGUUGUUGCAAUACAUUUCCGUUUUGUGUUUCAGGUAUCCAUAAACAGCCAAAGUGAGUAGUAAAGAAAAAAAGUUGUACCAAACAUAAUAUUAGUUCAUUGUUCAAUGUAACAUGUGCAAUUUAUUAUAUUUUUCCUCUCUUCUAGUGGAGUAUGAGGAGGCAUUAAAGGUAGGUGGUAACUUAAAUCUGACUCCUGUCCAUAUUUAGGCCUUAUGAUAACAAAAGGUUAAAGUGAAGUGUAACUGUUACCAAAAUACGCCUUCAAGUAGCAAAGCAAUACAUUUGCAAAAUUAAAUUAACCAUCAUUCCUCUGUUGAUUUCAUCAGAGUGCAUCCAGGCAAGGGAAUCGGCUGCAAAUGAAUGUGUAUGAGACCAGGGGUCAGCCCACGCGUGUGCCGGCCAAGGCCAGUGGAGGGGAGCCCAAGAGAGGGUUCCGUCCCCCACAGCACUGCCCAAACCUGGCUCAGGUGGUGAGCAGGAAGGUCCAGGCUGCUGUCCCUGAACAGGGCAUGGUAAGGACAGAGCUAUAGAUAUACAAACUACUGUACAGGUAAAAGUCAGUAAAUUAGAAUAUUUUGAAAAACUUGAUUUAUUUCAGUAAUUGCAUUCAAAAGGUGUAACUUGUACAUUAUAUUUAUUCAUUGCACACAGACUGAUGCAUUCAAAUGUUUAUUUCAUUUAAUUUUGAUGAUUUGAAGUGGCAACAAAUGAAAAUCCAAAAUUCCGUGUGUCACAAAAUUAGAAUAUUGUGUAAGGGUUACAUUUUGAAGACACCUGGUGCCACAAAAUAAUCAGCUGAUUAACUCAAAACACCUGCAAAGGGCUUUAAAUGGUCUCUCAGUCCAGUUCUGAAGCCUACACAAACAUGGGGAAGACUUCAGAUUUGACAGCUGUCCAAAAGGCGACCAUCGACACAUUGCACAAGGAGGGAAAGACACAAAAGGUUAUUGCAGAAGAGGCUGGCUGUUCUCAGAGCUCUGUGUCCAAACACAUUAAUAGAGAGGCAAAGGGAAGGAAAAACUGUGGUCAGAAAAAGUGUACAAGCGAUAGGGAUCACCGCGCCCUAGUCAAGAUUGUGAAAAAAAACCCAUUCAAAAAUGUGGGGGAGAUUCACAAGGAGUGGACAGCUGCUGGAGUCAGGGCUUCAAGAUCCACCACCAAGAGACGCUUGAAAGACAUGGGUUUCAACUGCCGCAUACCUCAUGUCAAGCCACUGUUGACCAAGAAACAGCGCGAAAAGCGUCUCACCUGGGCUAAGGAAAAAAAGAGCUGGACUGCUGCUGAGUGGUCUAAAGUCAUGUUUUCUGACGAAAGCAAAUUUUGCAUUUCCUUUGGAAAUCGAGGUCCCAGAGUCUGGAGGAAGACAGGAGAGGCACAGGAUCCACGUUGCCUGAAGUCUAGUGUAAAGUUUCCACCAUCAGUGAUGGUUUGGGGUGCCAUGUCAUCUGCUGGUGUCGGUCCACUCUGUUUCCUGAGAUCAAGGGUCAACGCAGCCGUCUACCAGCAAGUUUUAGAGCACUUCAUGCUUCCUGCUGCUGACCUGCUCUAUGGAGAUGGAGAUUUCAGGUUCCAACAGGACUUGGCGCCUGCACACAGCGCAAAAUCUACCCGUGCUUGGUUUACGGACCAUGGUAUUUCUGUUCUAAAUUGGCCAGCCAACUCCCCUGACCUUAGCCCCAUAGAAAAUCUGUGGGGUAUUGUGAAAAGGAAGAUGCAGAAUGCCAGACCCAACAACGCAGAAGAGUUGAAGGCCACUAUCAGAGCAACCUGGGCUCUCAUAACACCUGAGCAGUGCCAGAAACUCAUCGACUCCAUGCCACGCCGCAUUAAUGCAGUAAUUGAGGCAAAAGGAGCUCCAACCAAGUAUUGAGUAUUGUACAUGCUCAUAUUUUUCAUUUUCAUACUUUUCAGUUGGCCAACAUUUCUAAAAAAUCCCUUUUUUGUAUUAGCCUUAAGUAAUAUUCUAAUUUUGUGACACACGGAAUUUUGGAUUUUCAUUUGUUGCCACUUCAAAUCAUCAAAAUUAAAUGAAAUAAACAUUUGAAUGCAUCAGUCUGUGUGCAAUGAAUAAAUAUAAUGUACAAGUUACACCUUUUGAAUGCAAUUACUGAAAUAAAUCAAGUUUUUCAAAAUAUUCUAAUUUACUGACUUUUACCUGUAUACUUGCUACUUAAUAGUGCUGAGCAAUUGACCAACAUUUUGGUUAUGUUUCGGUUUUUAAACAACAAAUUGACCGACGUUGGUUCAAUUAUUUGAAUUCCAUUUCGUUCGGUUUUUUUCUGUGAGCUCAAUGCGCACAUCUCACAGUUUCUCUAGAGAUAGAUUAGAUCCAGCCUGAACUGUGCGAUGUAGUAGGGAGUUGUAGUUUCCAACAGGCCAAUAUUCUACAUAGUUUAGCUCAUAAAACGUGGUAAUUAACUACAAUGAUCAUAAUCCAUUGCGCAUCUACUUGUGCGCGAUCGUGAGGUGAUAUAGAGAGCAGCUGUUGCUUCGUGAGGUAUCUCUACCUGAAAAUACAUGAUCUAAGUGAUUGGUAGUUGGUAUUUAGCAGUCAUAAAAGUAUGCCUUAUUUACUUUGAAGAACUAAAAAAUUGUAAUUUUGUCAGACAGCAUAGGCAGCAGCUCUAUAGAGAUGAGAUGACUUGAAAUGAAAUAAUAAAGUAAUCAAAUAAAACAAAUGUAAUAUACACAACAACUGAAAUAUUUUAGUAAAGUAAAGUACGGUGAAUAAAUGAUGGUUAAUAAGUGAUAAGCAGUAAUGGGCAGUCUACCAUUAUGGGACUUUUAUUAAUUGUUUUAUUCUGUGUUGUUACAGCAUUCAACCCACAUAAUGCAUAGUUCAUUUAAUGUUUGUUUUUUAAAUAAUCGAAAUCAAAAACCUCAAUAUUUGUUAAAUAAUCGAACUGGAACCAAACCUACCUCAAAAAGCACUGAUCGCGAGGCCUUCCGAGUGGCGCAGCGGUCUAAGGCACUGCAUCGCAAUGGUUGAGGCGUCACAACAGACCUGGGUUCGAUCCCAGGCUGUGUCACAACCGGCCGUGACCGGGAGUCCCAUAGGGCGGCGCACAAUUGACCCAGUGUCGUCCGGGUUAGGGGAGGGUUUGGCCGGGGGGGGCUUUACUUGGCUCAUCGCGCUCUAGCGACUCUUUGUGGGGUGCCGGGCACCUGCAGGCUGACUUCAGUCGUCAGUUGAACAGUGUUUCCUCCGACACAUUGGUGCAGCUGGCUUCCGGGUUAAGCGGGCGGGUGUUAAGAAGCGCAAUUUGGUUGGUCAUGUUUCGGAGGACGCAUGACUCGACCUUCGUCUCACCCGAGCCCGUUGGGGAGUUGCAGCGAUGAGACGAUCGUAAUUGGAUCGCAAUUGGAUAUCACAAAAUUGGGGAGAAAAAGGGGGUAAAAAAAAUACAAAAAAAAUAAAUAAUGGCUCAGCACUAUUACUUAUUAAGCUACUUCUUUAAAAUUGAAUGAGAUUUUGUGUCAUUAGGAAUAAAAGUAAAAACUAAACUAAGUCAUUGUGAAACAUACAAUAAAUAUGGCUUAUUCGUCUGAUUUCUCACUACUUUGGUUUCCAAGGUGAUCAUGAAAGAACUAAAGGGGACCAAAGAGGAAGAUAAGACACCUCCAGCAUGGUUUACAUCUUACAUGGAGAAGGUGAGGAGAUGAUUUGGACAUUGAUCUUUGGACCUUACUGUGGUUUUAUCUUCAAUUAAUGUACUAUUUACUAUUGAAAUGAAACAGUUGUAUGUGUAUAUUUUAUAGAUCAAAUUAAACUAACUAGCUAACCAGUAACCCAAACUCUUGUCAUCCAGUUCAAGGACCAAGUAGUGAGGGAAGCAGUGGAGAAGAUCUGUCGGGAGUUCUCGGGCCAGUGCUGCAUCCACAAGCCCAUUGGGGCUGAGGUCCAGAUCCCUGAGGUGACCUCCUCUACCCUGCCUGGGGGUCCUAGUUCCACCCCUGCCUGCAGCAGCUGCCGGGGCCAGACCGCUGGGGGAGGAUACCAGUGCAGGUGAGAAGGGGAGGAGGAGAGAGGUGGUUCAGGUGGCUCAGAGAGAGACUAGGGAGGACAUUGACAAAUGUGAAUUAGUUAAAAUGUCUGUAAAGGUAAAUAAACACUAAUGUAAUCAGAUAUUUUCUUUCAUGUUUUUGUUUUUGUAAAUAGCCUACUCCCACAUACUUUCAAUUAAGUGCCUCCAAAAUACAUUGUGUUGCUCCAAAACAAACUAAUUCCUUUGAUCAGUUGUCGUUUCCAUUUCUUAAGUAUGCGAAACCUGAGAAGAUCAGUUUCAAUUCAUCAGAAGGCCCUUUGGUUGGUGUGCCCCUCCCUGACUGUCUGGUUUCUUUUUCCCAGUGUGUGUACAUCCUGCACGCUGUGUGAGCCCUGCAGUUUCUCCCAUGACCCCAGCCACAACCUGGUGAGAGCCAGAACACCCCUCUCCAUCCCUGAGCACGGCUUGCCAGCCCUAGAUCACAGCAGGUAAGACUAGGGUUGGAACAUAUAACAUAUUGUAACAGAGUUACAUAUUCACUUUUUGGAACCUAAUUUAACGCUUAUGGGGUGCCAAUGUUAAUUAGUUAUUGUUUAUUUUGGGGGUUGUUUUGUGUUAUGUCAUUUUCAAUCCUACAAUGAUCAUUGUCGUCAGAAAUGUGUCAGAACGGUGUCUGUCCUCUAUGAUGGCCGAUCAGAAACCCUUGCAUUCUCCCCUUCUCUACCUCAUCCCCAGGUUCUACCGGCGAGGGGACCGGAGCUUGCGUAAGGCGGAGAAGCAGCGUCUGAAGGCUGAGAAGCGUCAGCUGAAGGCGGAGGUAAAGGAGAUCAGGAAGCAGCUGAAGAUGGAGAGGCGGGGCCUGCAGUGGAGUGCCGCCGGCGAUGGGAGCUCCUCCCCCGUCCUGCUCCAACCCAGGGCCACCCAGGCCAACAGCCCAGAGUACGUCUUAAAGGGACAGUUCACCAAAAUUAGAUGAAAGUAGAUACUGCUGGCAAGGCUUGGUAUUCAGUGUAUCAUGAGGUAAAAUCAGUGAGAGGCAUAGGUCUUGUCUCUGUAGUUAGACUGCUGUCAAAAGGAGGGAAAUGACAGAGAGAGUUGUGCUUUGGCCAUAAUUAAGGGAUGGAGAGAGGAAAGGAUGGAGAGAGAUGUUCUGUGGUUUAAUAGUGUAUUUUGGCGCUUUGUCCCCCAGGCGUCCCAAGCGGCCCUGCCCUCUGGUGGUGCCAGCCAUGACGGCCCUGUUCCUGGAUGAGAACCUGCCUGAUGGGACUCGUCUUCGCCCGGGCACAAAGUUCAUCAAGUACUGGAAGAUGAGGAACACUGGCAGUGUGAGCUGGAGCUCUGAGACCAAGGUACUAUUAUGGGAUGAGAAUGCACCUGGGAUAUGCACAUUAUCUGAGGUUACCAUUGACAGCCACAGUACUCUUAGCUGAAAGAGAGGACACGACAAAGAGAGUUAGGCAUAACACUGACAGUCACUCUCUCUCUCCCUCCCCCUCCCCCUCUCUCUCGCUCUACCCUCAUCUUCUCAGCUGAAGUUCAUGUGGGGGAACCUGGCGGUGGCGUCGGGCGACCGCUGGCGUGAGGUGGCUGUGCCUUUCCUGCAGCCGGGUCAGGUGGGCGUGGUAAGUGUGGCCCUGUGCGCGCCGGCCCUGGAAGGCUCAUACACCUCCCACUGGCGUCUGGCACACGGUGGGGAGCAGUUUGGCCCUCGCGUCUGGUGCAGCAUUAUGGUGGACCCCCUGGCCCCUGCAGCCGUGAUGGCAGAUGGCGUUCUGGUGUCGCCCUGCGUCACCCCCCAGGCAAGUCCACCCACACGCUUGACUUUGGUUCUCAGUGGCCAAACUGCUAUACAAUGCUGUAGUUCUCUGAAAAAGAUAGUAGUAAUCUCAGUUAAGUAUGUAUUCUGUCUGGGUAACAGUUAUUUUGAUAUGCUGGUGCUCUACAGGGGAAGAACCCCCUCUCCACAGAUAAGGGUGGGAAGUCUUGUGCUGCAGCCUCUAGGGAUCAAGCACUCAUGUCAGUGGACCAAGACGAACGAGAAUACUACAUUCCCUCUGUGGACCUGCUCACAGCCCAGGACUUACUCUCCUUUGAGCUGCUGGACAUCAACAUUGUUCAGGAACUAGAGAGCGUGCCCAACAACACCCCGGCAGGUAAGCCUUCCAAUGCUAUUUACAUGCUAAAACUGCAGGGUGUUCUUAAUCAGUUGACUGCACUUUUCCCGUCUCUUUUCUGAACUUCUCUCUCAUUUUCUCUCUCUCUCUUCCACACAGAUAUGACCCCGUGCAUAUCCCCACUGCCCCAUGAUGGUCCCCUGCAGGAGAAGCCCACCCUGGGGUUGAUCCAGGAGGAAGCAGAGGCCCAUCAGGCCCAGGGAGUCACAAGCAUCCAGCUGUCUCAGUGCCUGGGGCCAGGGGCGGCGGGGGGCCGGGUUCCAGCCCAGGAGGAGGGAGAGGAGGAUAUCAGCGGGACUCAGUUUGUGUGUGAGAUGGUGAUGCGCUCGCUCACCCUGGAGGAGGCCCCAGACCACACACCUCUCUGUGGGAACUGCCCCGGCAAGUGUGAGUUUUUAUUAAUUCAUUUAGUUCCAUAUUAUGCCUAUGUUAAUACCAGAUUAAGGGCCAUAACAGUGUAACCAAAAUUCCUUUCCCUGAUCUUCACAGUGGUCCACCCAGCAGCCCAAGGUGGCGCCGCCUCCUCCUCUCUUAAAGGGAAAGCUGUUGAGAAGCGUUUGGAGGCGAAGGCGGAGAAAACCCAGGACAUAUCCACCAUCAGCCCUGUGGCCCCAGCCCUAGCCCCACCCCAGCUGGCUAUACCAGAACUGAAGAUGCCAGGUGAUUGGCCCACCUUAUCCUCCUGUUUUCAAUUAGUUGAUUGGUUGAUAAAUACCACUUGAGCUCAAAUCUGGGCCCUGCAAAUCUGGGCCCUGUUAUCAGGUAAAAAACAACAAUUAAAUAGUUUGACCGUUUGCAGAUGAGGGACUGGAGUCAGACAUCGAGAGCAUCUGCGUGGACGCCAGCGGUGACGAAGACAAGGGCGAAGAUAAAGGAGAGUUGACAGAGGGGAAGAGGGGCCCCCGCAGCCGUUCCUCCUCGGCCUCAUCCGAGGAUUACAUCAUCAUCCUCCCUGACUGCUUCGACACCAGCCGCCCGCUGGGAGAGUCCAUGUACAGCUCCGCCCUCUCCCAGCCUGGCGACGCCCCUGACACGCCCACAGACCCCGACCGCCAGGGCCGUACCACUCCCGAGGGGGAGCACAAUGAAGCAGAAGAGACCGUUUCAGGCUCCAGCAGCGCCAACGAUAUGCUGUGCACCUCCCAGACGUUGGACGCCAUGCCCCUAACCCCUGUGGUGGUGGCACCCCCUCGGCUCAACUCAGCUCUUACACUCAGGUGAGAAACCAUGGGCCAGCUGUGCUUGGAAAUAGGUUUACGGUGCUAUUACACAUUUUGACAGUGCUAAAUUGCUGAGAUGUUCCAAAUGUAUUGUUGGCGUUGUCUUCAGCCCAGAGAGCAAUGAUCAGACUGAGCCAGCAGCAGAGUCCCUUGACAGGACUGAGGUCUACCAGCUGGGGGAGUCAGAGGAUGGUAAGGCACACACAAACACACACACACACACACACACACACACACACACACACACACACACACACGGUCACGGUCACGUACAUAGUUCUAGCAACUAAAGGAAACAAAGCAGUUGGGCCUAACUGACAACAAUGCCCUAACCGUAAUCGUGUUUUCUGCUUGCUGCAGUGCCUUUUUGCUGUCUGAUCAUUCAGCUGUAAUAUCGAAAGUACAAUGUCUACUUGGUUCUAAACAAACACAAGUACUAAGCACUAGAUGAAUGGCUAUGGGGUAGAGGUCUGCUUGGAGAGUCAUUCUUGUCAAAGAGCUCCUUCUAUACACUCCCCUCUAGAGCGCUACAACUUAUCCAUAUGAGCAUACCGGUAUAUCCUUUUCCCAGAACAUAACCAACCAGUCAUCUCUGUGAUUGUGUCUGAAAGGUUCCAAGCAGCCAGACAGUCAACCAGACAGCCCAUCUGCUUCUGGUGACUCAGAAGACAACUCCGAAGACCCUAGGUGGGACCCUGAUGUGCAACUCAGUCAGUUCAGAUGCUAAUAUUUUACUAUAUCUCUCUUGUUAAAGAGAUUGUUAAAGCGGAAUGUCAAUUUAAUGAUAUUAGUGUUGGCUGACCAGAAACAAAAUGGUGUCAGUAAGACUCACACCCUGGCCCUCUCUGUCUGUCUUGUUCCUUCUAGGCACCCCGGCAUCACUGGAGGCCUGGUGAAAGGAGCCCUGUCUGUCGCAGCAUCUGCCUACAAGGCUCUGUUCACUGGGCAGUCUGGCCCAGUGCAG
Messenger RNA from Coregonus sp. 'balchen', 10216 nucleotides. NCBI's taxonomy places the organism in Eukaryota, Metazoa, Chordata, Actinopteri, Salmoniformes, Salmonidae. The record is from the annotation of a GenBank genome assembly.